This is a messenger RNA of Zingiber officinale, 1915 nucleotides long. RefSeq names its product probable polygalacturonase. The transcript is spliced from 5 exons. Lineage: Eukaryota; Viridiplantae; Streptophyta; Magnoliopsida; Zingiberales; Zingiberaceae. Gene Ontology annotation, molecular function: polygalacturonase activity. The record is from RefSeq and is a predicted model, not a curated record. The coding region runs from base 200 to 1807 and encodes 535 amino acids. Gene Ontology annotation, biological process: carbohydrate metabolic process.
UUAAAUCCGGAGCCGUCUUCAAUGGCGGAAAUCGGAAGUCGUAACCUCCAGAUCGGCUUCACAGUUCGCCUGUUUCAUCUGCUUAUUCUGUCGGCACGUGGUUCUCCUGGCGAAGACCUACUGAUCGAUCAUGGUUUCGUUUUUUUUGGUGGAGCAAAGGUUGGAUUUUGAGACAUUUCCCCCAAUUUCAUAGGCCUUGAUGCGAGAGAUGUGGGAGAAGUGCUCCUCCUCGGGGAAAGUUCAAGUUUUUCAGUGUCGCCGAUGGCUGGCGGCGUUUUUCCUGUCCCACAAAACCCUAUUUGUGGUCAUCUGGAGCUUGGUGUUCUUUUACCUGCUACGGUGGAGGACGAGCUGCGUAGUUGACAGCGGGUUGUCCGUUCCCCGGCCGGGGCUCUCGAAUUCGUCCGAUUCCUUCUCGUCGAGGCUGCCUCAAGUAACGAUCGACUCCACGCCUCCGCCGGUGGUGGUUAAUUCGUCAGAUUUGUCAAUACCGCCGCCGUCGCAAGCAAGGUCCGGCCCCGUGCUUCGUCCUGUGGUGUUCAAUUUGUGCGAUUUCGACGCGGUGGGAAAUGGGAGGACCCUGAAUACGAAAGCGUUUGAGCGUGCUGUGGCGGCGAUAGCGGAGCUCGGGGAGAGGGGAGGUGGCCAGCUCGACGUGCCGGCUGGGGUAUGGCUCACCGCUCCGUUCAAUCUGACAAGCCAUAUGACUCUUUUCCUUGCCGAAGGUGCCGUUAUUCUUGCCGUAGAGGAUGAGAGAUACUGGCCACUACUGCCUCCGUUACCAUCAUAUGGCUACGGAAGGGAACAUAAAGGACCGAGAUACGGAAGCCUGAUACAUGGUCAAAAUCUGAAUGAUGUGAUUAUUACAGGACAUAAUGGCACGAUAAAUGGACAAGGCCAAACAUGGUGGACAAAGUUUCAGCAGAGACUUCUCAACCACACAAGAGGUCCUCUUUUGCAGCUUAUGUGGUCUAAGGAUGUUGUCAUUUCUAACAUAACACUGCAAGACUCUCCUUUCUGGACACUGCAUCCGUAUGACUGCAAGAACGUUACCAUCUCGAAUGUUACUAUUUUGGCUCCUAUUUCUGGGGCACCAAACACCGACGGCAUAGAUCCAGAUUCUUGUGAGAAUGUGGUGAUAGAAAACUGCUACAUAUGCACCGGUGACGAUGGAAUAGCAAUUAAGAGCGGUUGGGAUCAGUAUGGCGUUGCAUAUGGGCGCCCGUCUACAAACAUUUUGAUUAGAAAUGUCGUAGUUCGCUCUGUGGUUAGCGCAGGAGUAUCAAUAGGCAGUGAAAUGUCUGGUGGAGUUUCAAAUGUAACAGUGAACAAUCUUUACGUCUGGGAGUCAAGGAGAGGUAUAAGGAUUAAAACAGCUGCCGGCAGAGGAGGGUACAUUCGCAACAUUUCCUACCGAAAUGUGUUCCUUAACAAGGUUACCACUGGCAUUGUGGUAAGGACUGACUAUAAUGAGCACCCUGAUCGAUUCUUCAACCCAAAUGCUAUUCCUGCCCUUGAAAACAUACACUUCAGUGGAAUCCAAGGCAAGGAUGUUCACCUUCCUGUUGGAAUUUACGGAAGCCAAGAUAUCCCUUUGAAGAAUGUUACCUUUCGCGAAGUGUCAAUUGGUUUGAGCAACAAGAAAAAGAAUGCCUUCCAGUGCUCUUUCAUCGAAGGUCACGUUGAGGGAAAUGCAUUUUCACCACCAUGCAAAGAUCUCGAUCAUUUUAAUGUUAGAAGAAGGCGAGGAAGGCGAGUAAGGCGGGCAAAGCGGAUUGAACCACCAAAGAAGACGAAAACACUGUAAUUCUUCAUCUAUUUUUCAUUAUUCUCCAAGAAAAGCAACCAAAUUUGGUUGAAUACUUCAUGUGUAGAUCUUUUUACACAAGAAAAUAGAAAUAAGAUUGUUUAUAUC